Molecule: messenger RNA, 1322 nt
Organism: Spirometra erinaceieuropaei
Lineage: Eukaryota; Metazoa; Platyhelminthes; Cestoda; Diphyllobothriidea; Diphyllobothriidae
Source: the annotation of a GenBank genome assembly
AUGCACAAUGGUCGACGGGUGCUCAGUCAUCGCGCUACGGAACUCACUCGUUCCGUUGUGCCUUGGGGUCACACCCCACCUAUUAAGGUAAGACGUGAAGGUAAAUUUCUGAAAAAUUACCCGAGAGGGUUACACCCGCUAUCCUUACCCAGAUGUCCCUUAAGAAACAUAAGGGAAUCUGCUUUCCCUUAUGAUUUCGAAAAUGCGCUGUGAUUGGAGAACUUGUUGGGCAGUCCCGUUUAGCAAUGAGCAUUUGUCUGCAUUCCAGAUCUAUGAAUAAUGCACAGUUCCUAUACCCAGGAACAUUUUUGGAAAUGAUCAAUUUCUGUGAGAAAAGAACGCUCGAAAUUAAAUAACCUCAGUGGAUGGAGAUGGAGCAACAUUUACCGUUCAGCUAGUGGCGUAACCUACAGCAAAUAAAUGCUGGUUAAUUGGCUAACAGAGGAAACGUUUGAAGGUUCAUACUUUGAGCCAAUGGCAGGUUGCUACUUUGCGUACGAUGGCGUUCAUAUAUUCACGUAGAGCACUAGCGAUCCCGACGCUACUAAAUGCGCAUAAACAAAGAAGGAACAUCUUGAGGGUUUUGAGGUAUCAUGCAUUUUCAGGCAGUUUAUGGCGGGUUAAAAUAUUACUACUUGUGGAACCCAAAUUCUAACAAGUGGCCCUAACCUGGGGACCAGGAUAUAAGAGCUGAAAUCAGGACCCUAGCGUCAGAUGUAAGUCCUUCGUUUAAAGCAAACAUACAAUAAGGGUUUCGCUGUAGAUCAUUCUAAUGUACAAGAGACAGGGUAAUUAUCAAUCGGGAAAUUUAUGGAUCUUAACUACAGUUAUACUGACUUUGGGGAUCUGCGGCUGGGUAGCCCUUCGUAGCGUAUUUACCUAGUGUGAGGAACGUCUCGGAAGCCGUCCGCCAGCUCCUCACACCUCUCGGAGUUGGAGUUGCACACACGCCAGAGGUAACCACCAUGCGCCAGGCCGAAAGCAUCACUGCAACGGCAGGAAACCUCUGGAGUCGUUUACCGAAUCUGGUGCUGAUGCGGACAAAGUAAAUAGUUCUGAGAAUCUGGAAGACUACUCUCGAACGCGAAUGGUCGGACACGCAGCAGCAGCAGCAGCAGCAGCAGCAGCAGCAGCAGCAGCAGCAGCAGCAGCAGCAGCAGCAGCAGCAGCAGCAGCAGCAGCAGCAGCAGCAGCAGCAGCAGCAGCAGCAGCAGCAGCAGCAGCAGCAGCAGCAGCAGCAGCAGCAGCAGCAGCAGCAACAACAGCAACAGCAGCAGCAGCAGCAGCAGCGGCAGCAGCAGCAGCGGCAGCAGCAGCAGUGA